Messenger RNA from Ruditapes philippinarum (Manila clam), 1469 nucleotides. Its product is annotated as carboxypeptidase B-like. NCBI's taxonomy places the organism in Eukaryota, Metazoa, Mollusca, Bivalvia, Venerida, Veneridae. The transcript is spliced from 10 exons. The record is from RefSeq and is a predicted model, not a curated record. Gene Ontology annotation, biological process: proteolysis. Gene Ontology annotation, molecular function: metallocarboxypeptidase activity; zinc ion binding. Bases 112 to 1380 code for a protein of 422 amino acids.
AUACCAAAAACUGGUACAUGCACCACGGUUUAUCGCAUGAUUUUAUAGUUCAAACACGAGUAUAAAUAUCUGAAUUUAAAAAAUAAGAUCACUUAAUUCACUUAUUUAAAAAUGGAAACGUUGAAAGUGUUAGCCGUUUUCGUGUUACCAUUGCUUGGGCUUCAUGGAACGCUGGGGCACGGGCCGUUUGCUGGGCAUAAAGUGAUAAGAGUAAUUCCGCAUAGCGUUCCGGAAGUGAAACUUUUACAGAAUCUCCUGUCAGAAGAACAGCACUUGGACGUAUGGCGUGCCCCAUCAAGCGUUAACAAUUCCGUAGAUAUUCGUCUGUCACCGUUUGAAUAUGAUGACGUCACAAAUUAUCUGCUGGAACAAGACAUGUCCGUUAAAAUCAUGAUUGAGAAUGUUCAGCAAAUAAUUGAUGAACAAAAGGCCUACAGAAAUAUUAGAGAGUCCAAAGCCAACGAAUUUGACUACACAAAAUACCACAGGUUAGACGAUAUUUAUGACUGGAUGCAGAAUAUAACAAAUGUGUACAAAGACCGGGCCACCUUGUUUAACGUAACAAAGUCUUAUGAGGGGAGAGAAAUGGUUGGAAUAAAGAUUAGUACACAGCCACAGAAUGCGGACAGACCAGCGUUCUGGAUUGAAGGAGGUAUUCAUGCACGUGAGUGGAUCUCCCCAGCUACAGUUAUUUACAUGGCUGGACAGAUGCUUGAUAGGUACAAGAUUGAUACGGAUGUAACGGAAAUGGUGGACAGUUUUGAUUGGUAUAUACUUCCGGUUACCAACCCAGACGGGUACGAGUACACGUUUGUUGAUGAUAGGACACGCAUGUGGAGAAAGACUAGAUCAAAGCAAGGUAUCUGUCGUGGUGUUGACCCAAACAGGAACUGGGAUCUGGAGUGGUGUAAGGAAGGUGCAAGUAAAGAUCCGUGUUCAGACACAUACUGUGGACCAAAAGCUUUCUCUGAAGUUGAAGUAAAGGGGGUUGCCGACUUUCUCAGUAAAAUCGAAAAUCUGAAAGGAUUCAUAGAUUUCCAUAGUUACUCCCAGCUAUGGAUGUCGCCAUGGGGUUAUACCAAGAAGCGCCCAGAGGACUUCAAACUACAAGAUGAAGGGUCUGCUAUGGCUGUUGAUGCACUAGAAAAGGUUUAUGGUACAAAAUAUGAACAUGGUACCAUUUCUGAUAUUAUAUACGUAGCAAGUGGCAGCAGUGCAGAUUGGGUAUAUGGGAAACUAGGAGCAAAAUUUGCGUAUGGUGUUGAGCUUAGAGAUACAGGGAAAUACGGCUUCUUACUUCCAGAUGAUCAAAUUAUACCAAGUGGAAAAGAGACAUUACAAGCACUGAUAGCACUUGCUAAAUAUGUACUCAAUAAUUAAAACCAUUCAUGUACCAAUUAAUAUGUGCAAUAAUAAAUAUAUUACAGUCCAUUUCAAUGUUGUAACUUAUAAAUAAAACUUUAUAUUUA